Miscanthus lutarioriparius is the source of this 426-nucleotide messenger RNA. Lineage: Eukaryota; Viridiplantae; Streptophyta; Magnoliopsida; Poales; Poaceae. The record is from the annotation of a GenBank genome assembly.
AUGGUGCCGUUUUGGGACAUCGUCGGAAAAGCGGCCAACCUGUUCCAGCUAUUCGGAGUGGACGCCGUCACCCUAGUCGCCGUCGCCACGAGCUUGCUGAGGUUUCAUGAAAUGAACACGGAAUGCAGGAAGCUCGAGGAGCGCGUGCGGAUGCUCCGCCUGCUCCUGCACUCGCCAGGCGGCUACUGGGUCAUGCAGCACGUGGAGUUGGGGCAUCUGCUGACCAAUGCACUGAAGGAAGCCCACGAACUCGUGGAGUCCUACAAUGGGAGCACGCUGUUUGCGCGUCUCUGGGGAGGCAGGGGCAUGGCCAUGCGGUUGCGUGAUCUGCGAAGUAGCAUCCACUCCUACUGCAGCCUCAUCGUCUCCUUCAACGCCUUCAUCCUCGUCGUGGAGGCAGACCCUCCGUCGCUUGUUAUUAGGUGA